CCGUUUAGAGAUGCUCUAAGUCUAGACAGAAAGGGGGGUUUAUUGCGCUCUGACUCACAUGUCGAAUCCCGGAUCAAUGAUUCAAAAUGAAAAACCCCUGUGAACUUACCAUCUUCGCGUCUCUGACCUCGGAUUCUCGAUCCUCCUAUCUACAACCUCCCUCAUGCCGGCGGCCUCUGCUCUACCCCUGUUCUUGGCACUCGUUUCUCUCGGAUCCUCCAGCAAAGAUCGAGCGCUCGCUGACGAUUGCCCCCUGAACUUUAGUUGGUCAAACUUCACUUUAGCAUCUUCUUUUUGUUCAAAUCAAGAUGAGCAUGGAAAGUGCUGCCGUUAUAUUAAUGGUUUCAUUGCAAUUUCAAUUGCACAUUUUGCAAGCACAACUGGAAGACUGGGUGUGCCACCAGCAUUCACUGAAAUCUGCCUCAACUCAAUUUCAGAAAAUUUCAACUUGCUUGGAAUACCCAUUUCUGCCACUAGCUACUGUGGUUUGGGGCCAAAAAUUAGAGUAUCUUAUCAGUGCGAAGGCAGAGCUACUGUGUUGGAAAUGAUGCAAUCUCCCAAUUUCAUUGAUGUUAUUCAGACCUGUAAAACACCCCUGUCUCUGAACACUAGGUGCAAACAAUGUCUAAACUCUGGCAUCAUAUAUCUUCAUCACCUUAUAGCACAAGAUGAUAAUGUCACUCUAAGUGUCUGUCGUGAUGCACUUUUUGUGACACUUGCAAAUCAAGGUGGCAGUUUUUCUGCUAUUGAUAUGGCAGCUUGCUUCUAUGGGGUCCAAGGAUUCAAUAUUGUUCCAGGUCCAUCCUCUCAAUCAGUUAUACCUGUUAUUACUCCAAGUUCAACCUUCUCUGAAGCUCCAAAACAACAGAUAAGUAUCACAACAACAAACAAGAUUCAACACGCUUACCACCUUUCUCUGGUUCUAAGAAUCGGUAUCGGUGUGAUAGCGCUUACUGUCUUCUUACUGCUGAUCUUGAUACAUCUCAUCCGCAAGAAUAUCAAAGAACUAAACAGUUUGGGUGAGGGAGACAUCUUGGAAAAAUCACAAAAUACUCCACCUGUUAAAAUCCAGAUGGCUCGAAAAGGUCCAUCAACUAUGCUUCGAAGAUUCACCUACAAGGAAAUCAAGCUAGCAACAGAUAACUUUAGAACUGUCAUAGGAAAAGGUGGAUUUGGAACUGUCUACAAGGCUCAAUUUGCAGAUGGCUCUCUAGCUGCUGUUAAACUGAUGAAUAAAGAUUCAAAGCAAGAUGAAAAAGACUUUACCCGGGAAAUAGAGCUUCUUGCUAGACUACAUCAUCGCCAUCUGGUCACUCUUAAUGGUUUUUGUAUUGAGAAAAAUGAGAGGCUUCUUGUUUAUGAAUAUAUGGAGAAUGGAAGCUUAAAAGAUCAUCUUCAUUCAACAAGAAGGAAUAGAUUAAGAUGGAUGACUAGGUUACAAAUUGCAAAUGAUGUGGCCAAUGCUCUGGAAUAUCUCCAUUUCUAUUGUGAUCCUCCUCUCUGCCACAGGGACAUAAAGUCGAGUAAUAUUCUUUUGGAUGAGAACUUUCUGGCGAAGGUAGCGGACUUUGGUUUUGCACACGCAUCGAAAAGCGGUGCAGUUUGCUUUGAGCCAGUAAAUACAGAUAUCCGUGGUACUCCAGGAUACAUAGAUCCUGAGUAUGUGGUGACUCAAGAGUUGACAGAGAAGAGCGAUAUAUACAGCUAUGGUGUUUUAUUACUGGAGCUGGUCACUGGGAGGAAAGCAAUACAAGAUAAGAGGAAUUUAGUGGAAUGGUUUCGGAACUUCAUGGCAGCAGAUUCUAGUUUAUCUGAAAUGGUCGAUCCUGCUGUUGGGGAUUCGCUUAAUUUUGAGCAGCUCAAUAUGAUGGUAGGGAUCAUACAGUCGUGUACUCAUCAAGAAGGGCGUUUAAGGCCAUCAAUCAAGCAAGUACUGAGGAUUUUCUCUGACCAUCUGGAUACAGUGAAAAGUAAUUUUACAGAAAACCAAGAUGAUCAUUAUCUUGAGUGAAAUGCUAGCCAGUAUUAUAGAAAUAUGAAGUGAUUCCUUCUAGUGGCUAAGAAAGUGAUUUCUUCAUGAAGGUCAGCUAAUGCCAUCAAGCGAGUGCCAAGGGUGUUCCCCAAUCAUUUUUAGGUGGUCUUUCUGAAAUAAAUACAGUAGUUACUAUCCUGAGGGAAAGACUAGUUAAUUCUACAUAAAUAUGAAGUAAUCCACUGUGGAAAUCAAGGUGUCCAUAAUUUUCUUGACGUGUUUCUUGGCAACCCUGCUGUUUGGCAAUAAGAAGAUCAAAGCUCCAAGACAUAACAGUGAUUACAACAACCUUAUCCUUGAAGGUUCCCUCUGAUUUAUCUCCAUCCUAUAUAAUUUGCUGGGAAUAAAAAUAUUUCAGCUUUAGCUAAGUUGUUUUGUUUUGUGAAAAGAGAAUAAUGCAUCAUUCACUAGUAGAUUUGGGUGCUCUUGGUUGGUUUGUUGCUACUUCCAUUCACGAGUAGUAAUGUGUUAUGAAAAUUGCUUUCGGAAUCUUUUCAUUUUCAUUGAAUGCAGUUGUAUCUUAUCACAUAUGAUUAAAAUUCUCUAGAAAUUACUGUUUAGAAUGAAGUUAUCA
Molecule: messenger RNA, 2606 nt
Organism: Zingiber officinale
Lineage: Eukaryota; Viridiplantae; Streptophyta; Magnoliopsida; Zingiberales; Zingiberaceae
Product: probable receptor-like protein kinase At1g49730
Exons: 9
Coding region: 164-2011 (615 amino acids)
Biological process (GO): protein phosphorylation
Cellular component (GO): plasma membrane
Molecular function (GO): protein kinase activity; ATP binding
Source: RefSeq, a predicted model, not a curated record